AAGAAACACAUAUAAUUACCAUUUAGAUAUUUGUCAUGUUUUUCCAGAGAAAAACCAUACACUCAAAAAAUAAAAAGAAAAACAGUUGAAAAAUAAAACAAUUCAUAAAAAAAAAUCGUUAGACAACAAAAAACACUGAAGCGAUGCGAAAUUCAAAGAAAGAUUCGUUCAGGGAAGAAAUUGGGAGUGGGACUAGGAGGCCGCACAACUCGCUAAAUGACCCCUUGAAUCUGGUUGACCGGGAACUAUCUGUUCUCUUGAGGAUACCGAAGCUUAAAUUCAAAUCCGUGGAGCCCCUACCCAUCGCUUCCAGGGACUAUGGGCUAAUGAAGUCCUCUAAUAAGUCGUCGACUCCAUAUCCUCGCGCGCAGCAAGGAGUUGAUGCCAGUUUACUAAAGGCCCGCCUCAUAAUGCGUACUGGUUCUGAUAAUCGAAACAAUUCACGCUCGGAAAGGCCAGAAAGACCGGAAAGGCCGGACGACGGAAGUCCAAGUAUCAGCGAUGGGAGCUCUCAUAGGUCGAAGACCCUGCCAAAAUCUAAGCCUUCUGUAUCCGUAUUUCGUCGCCAGUCGCUGACUAGGAGUAUCAAGGAUAUAGUUGCCGUUGGCACUCCGCAUCCAAAAAAAGGCGUGGCCUUGAAUCCCAGAGUACUGGGCCGGCGGCUGACCGACAUAAACGAAAUGUUAUGGAAAACAACCGAUAUGAGCGAACAUUCAAUGCCAAACCUGGUGAAGCCGAAGAGGUUAAAGGGGAAAAGGAAGGUCCUACUGGCAACGCCCGCGGAAAGUCGAGAAUCGGAGUUUUUACACCGCCCCGGAGCACCGCCAGAUGGAGACCUGGUCGGUGAUGGUGUGAGCCCGCGGUUAACCCAGAUCGACAGCACGUUGUGCUCGAUUAGCGAGGAAUUCCAGGAGCCGCAGCUGAGUUUCGCAGAGCGACGCAAGAUUUCCCAGGAGGGGGAGUACACCAUUGCGAAAUACGGCCGCAAAAUGAGCGAUGUGAUGAUGGCGGCCCCAAAUGCAAACCAGGAGGUUGACGACAAAAGUGUGCGUUACGCAAAAAAAGCUAGUUUAGAAAUGGAGAGGUAUAUGCGAUCGCAGGGCCUGGUCAAAAUAUCUAACGAUCAGGUUACCAUGACCAGAAAUAUGGCCCGUAUAUCGACGCAGAUGAACUGAUCCCAUUACGAAAAACCCAUGGCUACUGGUCACAAAAGCAAUUUCUUGUAGCUUAGCUAGCAGGAUUGCCAAAGGAUGAGAGAUCUCUACACCUCCUGCACUCCUGCUGGUUAGAGAUAUGAGACUUCGAUGUGGUGUCUGAAUAUAUUCAACAAUUUGGAUUUUAUAAUAUGUAAAUUGUGGUCAACUUCUCAAAAACUCUAUAAUAUAAUUGAAAUAUAUAUAAAACGAUUUGAAC
Drosophila melanogaster (fruit fly) is the source of this 1413-nucleotide messenger RNA. RefSeq lists its product as uncharacterized. The record is from RefSeq and is marked reviewed. Lineage: Eukaryota; Metazoa; Arthropoda; Insecta; Diptera; Drosophilidae. Bases 144 to 1175 code for a protein of 343 amino acids. The transcript is spliced from 2 exons.